Molecule: messenger RNA, 4659 nt
Organism: Drosophila hydei
Lineage: Eukaryota; Metazoa; Arthropoda; Insecta; Diptera; Drosophilidae
Gene: siz
Product: IQ motif and SEC7 domain-containing protein 1
Exons: 6
Coding region: 468-4319 (1283 amino acids)
Biological process (GO): regulation of ARF protein signal transduction; actin cytoskeleton organization
Molecular function (GO): guanyl-nucleotide exchange factor activity; protein binding
Source: RefSeq, a predicted model, not a curated record
AGCCAACAAAAAUUCAACGUUAUCUAAACGCUCGACUACAGCGGAAUGUAGCGAGAGAGGGUAGCUCCGAAAUAUUCCAAAACUAAACCAAAGAUAAAAUGGCAAAGAAAUAAAUGCAAACAAAUAUAAAUACGUACAUAAAUUAUAACGAAAGCAAGAACAAUAAAUGUUAAAUACAAAUAAGCAAAGCAACAACACGGCAAUACAAAGAAGAAAUCGAUUUGCUAAUGAAUGAAACGAACGAAAGCCAAUCCUCAAACAAUACAACAACCGCAGACGUCAAGCAAACAAACCUACGGAAAGUGAAGUCGAAAGUGUAGCCACGCCUAUCUGCGCGCGCGCGCCCGCUUCAGACUAGGCGCUCUCUCGGUAUUGUAACAGUAAAGUGUUUCAUUUCAAUUGUCUCGAGUGGGAAUAACGCGUCGAAUGCGACGUCGCUGUUGCAAUCUCCCGUUCCCGCUCUGAUCAUGUCCAAGACUAGCAGCAGCAGCAGCAAACACUGUCACAACAAUCGCAGGCAUCUGCCAGUGCCAGUGCCGUCAUCCCUCGAUGAUAGCGGCGGCGAGUCCUUUUUGCAAUAUGACAGCGAUAAGAAGCCACCGCCGAUUGUUGUUGUUGUGGGUGAUGGUCGCAGUCGAGUGCGUCGCGUGGUGCGCACAGCCACGCGACACGUGACCGUUGUCAGUCUCUCGACGCGGCACAAGGAAACCCAGACGCAUACCUCGCACCAUGUGACGGCCGUCAGCUUUCCCCAGAAGAGCAUCGAGCGCAGUGGCUCCACACAAUACGAUCUGGCCGGAGCGCAAGUUGGAGCACAUGGCUCCGGCUCAACCGCCGACGGCGUCGGUGGCUAUGUUUAUCUACAGAAUCAUUAUGCGGGCGGCGGUCACAACUCUGCCGCGACUAUCAACUAUCCCGCGCCGCAGCAUCCGCAGAUGAUCUACCAGAUCCAGCAGUAUCCCACGUGCCAUCAGCAACAGCAGCAGCAGCAACAGCAGCAGCAGCAGCACUAUAUGCAAGUGCAGGCUGCACCACCGGGCAGUGGGCAUUACCACCACCACAAUCACCACCUGCUGCACAGCCAUGGGCAUCAUCAUCAUCAUGGCGGCGCCGUUGUCAUCGCAGGCAGCGGCGUGGGCACCGGAGCAGGCGGAGCUGGUGCAAUCGUGCUGCAGCAGCAGCAGCAGCAAAGUAUGCACAAGAAGAACUCCAUAAGGAACGGCGGCGAUGUGCUCAAGCGCACUCGCGCCCAGUCAGCCUACGAGCUAUCGCAGGAUCUGCUGGACAAACAGAUCGAGCUGCUGGAACGCAAGUACGGCGGCGUACGGGCACGCAAUGCGGCAGUCACCAUACAGCGCGCCUUCCGACACUACAUGAUGGUCAAGAAGUUUGCCUCGAUCACGGCCAUGGCUAAGGCGGAGAAGCGCCUCAGUCGCCGCAUGGUGGUUACCGCCUCCAGCAUGACCCUGGCCGAGGAGAGCGCCUCAGCGAAUGCAUCGCUAUCGUCUGCCUAUGGCAGCGCCACAGAAUCUCAGCUGGAGCAGCUGCAGCUGCAGCAGCAGCAACAGCAACAUCAGCAGCAGCAGCAGCAGCAGCAGCAGCAGCAGCAACAGCAGCAGACGGGACAGCAACAGCCACGUGUGACCAUAAUGGCGGGUCCGCCAGGUGCCGCCUCCCCGGGACUCUCGCGAACGCCACCAACGCGUUCGCUGUCCAUGCGCGAGCGCCGUCAGCUGGACUGUAGUCCCAUACCACGUAGUCAGUCGGGCGCCUCACCCGUGUCCAUUGCCAGCUCCACAACCUCCAUAUCCGGCCUGGCCUCGCACCCGCACGUCAAUCUGCUGCACGCUGCCGAACCGCAUUACUACAAUGCGCAGGCGAUGCCGACAGCUGCUGCGUACUACACCAGCUACCACGGCUCGCCGCACGACCUGAGCUAUGCCAGCUCGGCGGAUACUUCGCUGAAUGCCUCGUGGGUGAACACCAGUGGCCAUUCGCCACACACGCCCUACUAUUCGGCGGCGCAGAUCUACAUGCGGCCCAAAGGGGGCAGCACCACGCCGACGCCCAGCUGCGGCAGUCAAGGAAGCGGUAGCGGAAAGAAGGUGCCGCCGGAGGUGCCCAAGCGCACAUCCUCCAUCACCGCUCAGCAGCAGAGUCAGCUGCUGAUGAUGCAGCGGCAAACGCCGCCGCCCCCCUCUCUGCUGCGCACCAACGGGCUCUGCAAGACGGCUGAGAACGGGAGUCUGACGUCUGUGCAGAGCUCCGGCUCGGACUCGAGCAUCACCUCGGCUGAGCGGAACAUCAACAGCGACCUGGGCUCCGAUCGCAGCAACUCCCCGCACACCUGGAAGCGAGGCACAGCGCUCAAUAGCUCGCAGCAGUUUUCGACGCACUCAGCUGAGUCCGUUGGCGUCGCUGGACAAAUGCAGGUGGUAGUGGCAGCAGCCACAGCGCCCGGCGGGGUGCCUCCCACAGAUGAUCAUGCCAUCUCCUCGCACACCAGUGCCGCCCAGUAUGAGCAGCACGAGCAGCAGCAGCAUGAACAGCAGCAACUGCAAGCGGCGGCCGCUGCGGCGGGCGUGCCCCCGAACUACAAGAUGUCGGAGACGAUACGCAAACGCCAGUAUCGAGUGGGGCUGAAUCUAUUCAACAAGAAGCCAGAGAAGGGCAUCACCUACUUGAUAAGGCGCGGGUUUCUGGAGAAUACGCCGCAAGGCGUCGCUCGCUUCCUAAUCACGCGCAAGGGUCUCUCACGGCAAAUGAUUGGCGAGUAUCUGGGCAAUCUACAGAAUCAAUUCAACAUGGCGGUGCUCAGCUGCUUUGCCAUGGAAUUGGAUCUGUCCGGGCGGCAAGUGGACGUGGCACUGCGUAAAUUCCAGGCCUACUUCCGCAUGCCCGGCGAGGCGCAAAAGAUUGAGCGAUUGAUGGAGAUCUUCUCGCAGCGCUACUGCGAGUGCAAUGCGGACAUUGUGGGGCGGCUGAGGUCAUCCGAUACGAUCUUUGUGCUGGCAUUUGCCAUCAUUAUGUUGAAUACGGAUCUGCAUACUCCCAAUCUGAAGCCGGAGCGCCGCAUGCGCGUUGAGGACUUCAUCAAAAAUUUGCGCGGCAUCGAUGAUUGUCAUGACAUUGACAAGGACAUGCUGAGCGGCAUUUUCGAACGUGUGAAGUCGGAUGAAUUCAAGCCAGGCAGCGAUCAUGUAACCCAAGUAAUGAAGGUUCAGGCGACCAUAGUGGGCAAGAAACCAAAUCUGGCCCUGCCCCAUCGACGCCUCGUUUGCUACUGCCGUCUGUACGAGAUACCCGAUGUGAACAAGAAGGAGCGACCAGGCGUCCAUCAGCGAGAGGUGUUUUUGUUCAACGAUCUGUUGGUCAUUACCAAAAUCUUUAGCAAGAAGAAAACCUCCGUGACGUACACGUUCCGCAACAGCUUUCCGCUCUGUGGUGCCGUGGUCAGCCUACUGGACUUGCCCAACUAUCCGUUCUGCAUUCAGCUCUCCCAGAAGGUAGACGGCAAGAUCCUGAUCACGUUUAAUGCGCGCAACGAGCAUGAUCGCUGCAAGUUUGCCGAGGAUCUCAAGGAAUCCAUCAGUGAAAUGGACGAAAUGGAAUCGCUGCGCAUAGAAGCCGAACUUGAGCGACAGAAGUCAGCGCGCAAUCGCGCCACCGGCAAUGCAGAUAAUCGUGACAGCGGUGUGGCCGAUGUUGAGGUGUGUCCCUGUCCCUAUCAGCCCGGCACACAGGCUGCCGGCGAGCAGGCGUCCAGCUCGACGGACUCCAAUCAGCUGAAGCGUAGCGCACUCAGCAACAGUCUGCUGGACAUGCACGAGCAAUUCGGUAAUGAGAAGCCCCAGCGACGGGGCAGCGUCGGCUCUCUGGAUAGCGGCAUGAGCAUCUCAUUUCAGUCGACAACCACGUCGAGUGCGUCGCGAGAAAACGCUGCUGCCAUCGCAGCUGCGGCCAAUGCGGCUAAUGCGGCUUCGAAAAUUCGGUUUAACCUUCAGGCCACCACCAGCAAUGUUUAUGCCGCGCCUGGUAUGCAGGCCUACACGCACGCCAACUUCGUGCAGCAGUCGCAAGCAGCUUACUUGCUGCAGCAACAACAAAUGCUUCAACAGCAACAGGUGGCGCAGGCUCAAAUGCAGGCACACGCUCAGGCACAGGCCCAGGCUCAGGCCCAAGCACAAGCUCAAGCACAAGCACAAGCUCAAGCACAGGCGCAGGCACAGGCACAGUCAGGACCUGUGGUAAUGGGACGCAUACCAGGACGAGAACGCAAGGCAUCGCGGUCAGAUGACUCGCGCUCCACAGAAGUCUAAAUAUGGCGCAGUAUUUGUAUAUUCAGUUGUUCAGCAAGCGAUUUAAAUAUAUAUAUAGAUACGCAUCAUACAGAUAUAUAUCCAAAUCAUACGAGUAGAUUGAUAUUUGUGUGACCCAAAACGAACCGAACCGAAUCGAACCGAAAGCCAUUCUUUUAAACCAACAAACUUAUAAUACCUAACACCUAACAAAGCAGCUACAAUAUGAAUUCUAAAAUGUUCCUUCGUUCUCUGCUAAUAUUAUUGUACAUAAAUUACAUAAAUGUCUAUUAACGCGAUUGAAAUACGGCUUAAGUAAGUUUUCAAAACUAAUUGUACAUAUAAAAACAUUUAUCAACAA